AUGGUAGUUUUAAUUGAUGUCACAAACUCUAUAUCAAAGAAGAAGGAAGAGGAGGAGGAAAAAGAGGAGAAUAAGAAUCAUUACUUUAGUGGGAAUACCAGAGAAACAAACAGGAACUAUAUAAGAACUGGGAAACAUGGGAAGUAUGCCAUUCUGUUUAUGAAUAAGAAGAAAUCAAAGGCGAAAGUAAAUGACAACACUUCCAUCAUAAAGCAAUUUGUGCUCCUGGGAUUUUCUGACCUUCCAAACCACCAACAGUUACUUUUUGGGGUGUUCUCCAUCAUUUAUGUAACUAUCUUAAGUGGAAAUAGCCUCAUAAUAAUAAUAACCAAAGUUGACAAGGCACUGCAGAAACCCAUGUAUUUUUUUCUGGCGAAUCUUUCCUCUUUAGAAAUCUGUUAUGUAUCCAUCACCAUCCCUAGGAUUCUGGUGAACCUUUGGACUCAGGAUGGAAGCAUUUCUGUGCUGAGCUGUGCCUCCCAGAUGUGCUUCUUCCUUAUGCUGGGAGCCACUGAAUGUUUCCUCCUGACAGUGAUGGCCUAUGACCGCUACGUGGCCAUUUGUAACCCUCUGCACUACCCUCUAGUCAUGAACCAGAAGAAGUGUAUCCAACUGGCUGUUGGCUCCUGGAUUGGUGGUGCCCCAGUCCAGAUAGGACUAACAAGUCAAAUGUUCUCUCUGCAUUUCUGUAAUUCUAACCAAAUUAACCACUUCUUCUGCGACAUACCCCCAAUCCUCAAGCUAGCCUGUGGGAAUGUCUUUGUACAUGAGUUGUCAGUCUAUGUGGUAGUUCUAUUGUUUGCUACAUUUCCUUUUAUGUUGAUACUUGUCUCUUACAGCAAAAUCAUUUCCACCAUUCUGAGGUUGCCCACAGCCAGGGGACGGGCCAAAGCUUUCUCCACCUGCUCUUCCCACCUGCUGGUUGUGUUUUCAUUCUUUGGAUCAGCUUCCAUUACCUACUUAAGGCCCAAGUCCAAUCAUUCUGCAGGAACUGACAAACUGCUCUCUCUUUUCUACACCAUAGUGACUCCAAUGUUUAAUCCCCUGAUUUACAGUCUUAGGAACAAGGAGGUGAUCGCAGCACUGAGAAAACUAUUACUUAAAAAAAUGGCACGAUGA
Suricata suricatta (meerkat) is the source of this 1119-nucleotide messenger RNA. RefSeq names its product olfactory receptor 10AG1-like. The transcript is spliced from 3 exons. Bases 1 to 1119 code for a protein of 372 amino acids. Gene Ontology annotation, biological process: G protein-coupled receptor signaling pathway. NCBI's taxonomy places the organism in Eukaryota, Metazoa, Chordata, Mammalia, Carnivora, Herpestidae. Gene Ontology annotation, cellular component: membrane. Gene Ontology annotation, molecular function: G protein-coupled receptor activity; olfactory receptor activity. The record is from RefSeq and is a predicted model, not a curated record.